UCUGUUUUGGUUCUUUUAAAAUGGUAUGUAACCUUUUAAAAUGCAUUUAUUUAGGUUAUAAUAGGUUCAGGUGUUUAAUAAUGUCGUCUAAAUGUAAAUAUUUCUGGAAAAAUCAGUCUGGAGUUGCCGUCAAGUACCUAAAAUGUGGAAGAACGAAUUUAAACGAAAAACUGCCGUUGGUUUAUUUCAUUAUACCUGGGAAUCCAGGGUGUGUGAGGUUUUAUGAGGAUUUUGCUGAUUCGUUGCACCAGAAAACCAAUAUUCCCGUUUGGGGUAUCAGCCAUACUGGCCACUCUAAAUUGCCGAGUGUCGGCCCGCCAGAAAAUCUAGAAAAACAGAAAUUUCAGCAACCUGACCGUGAGGAAGCAGCUUUACAGAAACAAAUUGAAAUAAAAGUUGAUUUUCUUCAGAAAGAAGUUUUUCCUGUUGCUGAAAAAGUUGUCCUGGUGGGCCAUUCUAUUGGCUGUUACAUUAUUAUCCAAAUAAUGGAAAAAAUCCAAGAAAAAUAUCCGGAAAAAGUUAAAAAGGGGGUUCUACUAUUUCCAACAAUUGAGAAAAUGCAGUGGACACCCCAAGGCAAGAAGUUGACACCUAUACUCACCAAUGCAAGAUGGUUGUUCAUGUUUGCCGGCAUGGUGGCGUCAUACACACCACCGUGGGUGUUUAGACGGAUAUACCCUGGUUUGUCGAAAGAAGAAUUUGUUUACGAAACGAUUGAGGAAAACUUUCCGUCGAUGGAGGUUUUGGAUUGCAUCACUUAUAUGGGGUUGCAGGAGAUGUAUAUGGUUGAUAGAAGAGACGACAAUUUGGUCGAAAAAUUCCUUGAUCGUUUGAUUUUCUACUACGGAUCACAUGACGAAUGGUGUCCGAUCGAGUUCUACGAAAACCUCGAUGCCAAAUAUGGUCAUGUGACUGGCUCGCAUAUCGAGGUAGCGGAACAGGGAAUUCCCCAUGCGUUCGUGCUCACCCAUAGCCAUCGAGUGGCCGAAAAAGUGGCGGAGUGGUCGGAAGAGUUUGAGGGAAAAAGUUUGGAAAAUAAAAGUCAGGAUUUCGAAAUAAUUUGAAGAAAGAUUAAAAAUAAAUGAGCUGAAAAGUUUUAUUUUAAAAACAAAGUUUAUUUUUUCCUGUUGUUCUAAAAGUGAAUCCAGUCUUUAAAUUCUAUUUUAAUUGCCCAACACUGUUUAAACUGAAGCUUUUCAUAGUUUAAAAAUGUUUUGAGAAUAAAUAAGCAUUAAUUUUGCUUAAUAAAUUAAAAUGUUUCAUAGGGUAAUAACGAAAUUACGUAGUGAACAAAAAAAGAUUCUUUUCUGUUGCAGUAAAAGUGAUCCAUCCAGGGUAAAAUAGUUCCAGUGUUUCCUUUAAUGUUUAAAAUAUAUAUUUAAUUGUGCAACACUGUUUAAACUAAAGAUUUUAUUUUGUUAUUUGAUGCAAUCUUUUAUAAUUUAUUCAGAUUAUCAAAAUAUAUUGUGUUUUGUUUUUAAGUAUCCAUUUUUAUUCAUGUAUGUUUGUAAUUAGGUAAAUUGUUUUUUUAAUUAUUAAAGAUUUUGGGUUUUUCGAUCCUAUUUAAAAAAAAAAUAAAUGUUGCAAAGCCGAAAUUUAGUAAUGUCUUUACUGAUUUAAAGUUCUAUGCAAAUUAUUGAAUGUUUUUUUUGCGAAUUAUAUUAAACAUUUUAACAAUUGG
Ciona intestinalis (vase tunicate) is the source of this 1681-nucleotide messenger RNA. The record is from RefSeq and is a predicted model, not a curated record. Lineage: Eukaryota; Metazoa; Chordata; Ascidiacea; Phlebobranchia; Cionidae.